Messenger RNA from Truncatella angustata, 1563 nucleotides. Its product is annotated as P-loop containing nucleoside triphosphate hydrolase protein. Gene Ontology annotation, biological process: protein insertion into mitochondrial inner membrane from matrix; mitochondrial respiratory chain complex III assembly. The transcript has 2 exons. Lineage: Eukaryota; Fungi; Ascomycota; Sordariomycetes; Amphisphaeriales; Sporocadaceae. The record is from RefSeq and is a predicted model, not a curated record. Gene Ontology annotation, cellular component: mitochondrial inner membrane. The annotation marks the transcript as partial. Gene Ontology annotation, molecular function: ATP hydrolysis activity; ATP binding.
CAGCAAACCACUCCUGGAUUUAGCUCUCUGCAAAAGUUCUUCUCAACAUGGUUGAACCUUGAUAUCACCACACUUGCCGUCGCGUUGACCGUGUUUGGCGCAAUCAGCAACGGCACGCAACAGCUGAAAUAUAUCGCCCUUGAGAUGUACAGCUGGGUAGCAAGAUUUUUCACUGCCUCAGUUUCGAUCCCCGGCAGUGACAGACUGAAUCGAGAAGUCUUGAACUGGAUCGGCGCCAGGGUCCUUUUGCAACAGCAGACUCGUAUCCUCACUGCAACCUCGGAACCUGUUCAGAAUGAUGCCUGGGACUUUCGCCGUGCUGGCAUCAAAAGAACAGACCAUCACAGCGGGAAGCGACCCCCCAUCCAGUAUCUCCCUACAUUUGGUAUCACGUGGUUCUUCUAUGACCGUAACAUUUUCCUAGUCCGCCGUAUCACGGAUGGAAGAGGUUUUGGUCGCAAUGCCUAUGUCUCGGGUGAGUUCGCUGACCAAUAUGUCGUUCCUCCAGCUGGCCAUGAACCUCUGGUCGUCAUGUGCUUGGGUCGGUCGGUGAAGCCAGUCAAGAGAUUCCUGAACAUGUGUCGCGACUUCGCCGACAUGCAGCGUGAAUCAUUCACCACAGUCCGUGCCUCACGAAACAACUACCACCGCGAGGGCUGGGAUACGACCAUGCUACGGCCGAUCCGACCCCUUGAAACCGUCAAUAUGCAAAAGACGGCCAAGGAGGAACUCGUUUCCGACAUGGAAAACUAUCUCAAGCCCACGACCCGCCGCUUUUACACUUCACGAGGCAUCCCUUACCGCAGAGGUUACCUCUUGCACGGUCCUCCCGGCACAGGCAAGACCAGCUUAUCACUCGCCUUGGCAGGCCGAUUCAGCCUGGAGCUUUAUAUCAUCCAUGUCCCAAGUCUCGCAGCCGAUAUAGAACUAGAGAGAUUGUUCACAUCGCUACCACCCCAGUGUAUUGUCCUACUCGAGGACAUCGAUGCCGUCGGCAUGAAGCGUAAGCCGGACCGAGAGGACGACGACAUGGAUGAGAAGGAAAUAAAGGAGAUGAGGAAGCUCAUGGCCCAUGCCCACAUCCGCCAUGGUAGAGUCACCUUGUCAGGAUUAUUGAACGUGCUGGAUGGUGUCAUCAGUCAAGAAGGCCGUAUCGUCCUCAUGACAUCUAACAUUGCUGACAAGCUCGAUGAGGCACUUGUCAGGCCUGGCAGGAUUGACAAGAUGAUAUUCAUGGGCAACAUUGAUGGCGAUGCAGCUGAGGAGAUGUUCCUACGGAUGUACACUCCUGACCAGAACGAAACGCCCAUUGUCGUGGAGCCACGCACCGACCUGAGCUCCGAAGAGCUCAAAAGAUUUGCAUUCGAGUUUAGGUCGAGGAUUCCAGAUGACACAUUCACUCCUGCGCAGAUCCAGGGCCAUCUACUGAAUUAUUGUAACCACCCCGAAGCAGCAGUCGCUAACCUUGAGGAUUGGGCGGAGAUGGAAAAGAGGCGGAUGGAAGAGGCAGAAGAGAAGGAGGAGGAAGCGCAAAAGCGCAGAGCCACGAGACGCAGAGAGCGG